Messenger RNA from Ananas comosus (pineapple), 1241 nucleotides. Its product is annotated as dormancy-associated protein homolog 3-like. The coding region runs from base 97 to 501 and encodes 134 amino acids. NCBI's taxonomy places the organism in Eukaryota, Viridiplantae, Streptophyta, Magnoliopsida, Poales, Bromeliaceae. The record is from RefSeq and is a predicted model, not a curated record. The transcript is spliced from 3 exons.
CUCUCGUCCUCUUCUUCUUUCUACUCCCACUACCCAAUCCAUUAAUCAUCGUCUAGGGUUUAUUAGGGACCUUUUUUUGUGAGUGGAUCGAAUCCCAUGGGGCUUCUCGACAAGCUCUGGGACGACACCGUCGCGGGGCCGCGCCCGGAGACGGGGCUCGGACGCCUCCGGAAGCAUAACUCCUUCGGAGUCCGGCCUGACGCCGUUAAAGAUGAGGCGGCAGCAGCGGCGGAGGGGGCGAUGGGGAGAUUGCGCCUCGACGAGGCUCCGAAAGUGACGCGGAGCAUCAUGAUCAAGCGGCCCUCGGGAUGCCCGUCGCCGGCGGGGACGCCGCCGCCGCUAUCGCCCUUCUCCGGUGAGGCCUCCUCGCUCUUCAGUGCGUUUCAUGAGGCCGGUUCAGAAGAAAAUCAUUAUCAGAUGCAUACGAGAGAGGACGAAACGGACCGAAGAGCCCCGCUCCUCCUUUCGAGGCGUGAGCUCUCUAAUUUGCUCCUCACAUAAGUCCGUUCCGCUGCGGUAGGAACAUUAACAUCAUGAGAGAUGGGAAGAAUGAUAUGACGUGAGUGAGAGCGUGGGGGUUUUAGUUGUACUCUAGUUGCCUAUGUUUAUAUGUUUAUAUGUAGAUGAAGUUGUGUUCGUGUUUGCGUGUUUGUGUGUUAAAGUAGCUUCUUUCUGUAGAUAAGCAGGGUUGGGGUUUGUGUGGUGUUGCUAAAAGUGUAUGGAACCCCCCUUUACUGUAGUGUUUCAUUUCAAUGUAGAUUUCUAAACUUUGUAUCUUACUGUCGACACCGCUUGAACUCUUGUUCGUUUUAAUUUGAGUCAUUUCCCUAAGAGUAGUUGGAGAGUUCUUUAGCAGCUCUGUUUACUACGUGUCACUAAAUCAGGAAACCUGCAGUUUUUGUCAGCUAAAAAGCAGAUAAUGCCGUUAAAUUUAACAGGAAAUCAUCUUCACAUUUUAAGGAAUCUCCAAUUUAUCUUAGGGCAAUGGCUCAAAUGAAAAAACAAAGAAAAGUUUAGGGAUCUGUUUCUAAAUGGCCUGUAGUCGAGGGGGUCUCCACAUUUUUACCUAUGAAGUUUGAAUGUGGGUCAAUUUAGUGCGUGUUGUUGUGGGUUGUUUGAGACCCAAGAGAGUGCGUGAGUGGUGUAUCAAAGCUGUCUAUGUUGUAUGUCUCCUGCUCGAGUAUGUGUACUGUUGCCUUGUUUAUAUUCUCAAGUAGAUAGAGUUGGCUGGUUUUCGUUGU